Molecule: messenger RNA, 405 nt
Organism: Phytophthora nicotianae INRA-310
Lineage: Eukaryota; Oomycota; Peronosporomycetes; Peronosporales; Peronosporaceae
Exons: 1
Coding region: 1-405 (134 amino acids)
Source: RefSeq, a predicted model, not a curated record
AUGAUCAUCGAUGAGGAUGUUGAGGAGGUUUUGACAGCCACAAUCAUCCUGCACUACUCCGAAAUGCUGCUGCUGUCAGCACGGUCUAUCGGGAAAGCUGCGAUACUUGCGUGGAGCGAUACAAUCCGUCGUGCUUUCACAUCCCAACCCGAGAUAAGCAAGUCCAGUGCUGUCGACUCACAUUCUGGGGAAGUGCUGAGCCUCGUUAAACGCCAGUCCGAGCGAAAUAACGUCCUAAUCCUGCAAAACAAGCGCUUGGAGGAGCGACUGUUAUCUGUAGAAGUAAAACUGCAAUUACCGUUGGAAUCAGGAUCACCAAGCGAGCAUAUGUACGCGCAUGAAAGCCAGACUGAAGCGACGCAGGAACCACAGCAGAGUCAGCAAACCGUGCGUCCGAAGAAGUAG